Molecule: messenger RNA, 684 nt
Organism: Dichotomopilus funicola
Lineage: Eukaryota; Fungi; Ascomycota; Sordariomycetes; Sordariales; Chaetomiaceae
Exons: 2
Coding region: 1-684 (227 amino acids)
Source: RefSeq, a predicted model, not a curated record
AUGUCGACGACCCCCAGCUCCGGCGGUCAAAACGACCAGGCGAGCCUCAUCACGCCGGUCACCACCGGCACAAGCAGCCCACGCGGCUCGAUCGUGGACUCGCUCCGCCGCAAGACCUCGCGUUUUCUCCUCCGCCGGGAUACCCCCAUUGUCUUGACCGCAACCGUGGACAACAGCAUUGCUCAAGAUGUCGCAGCCCGGCCACUUAUCAAAACCAAACGCGGUUGGUUUCAGUCGGUGGGCAGCCGUUUCCACAGUCAGGGCCGCCACGCCGCCCUGGGAUCGUCAGGGAGCUCCCAGUAUCUUCAAAUCGAGAUGGCGGAGUCCCCUUCCUCCUCGCCCCCCACGGAUCCCGUGUCGACUCCAGAGAUCUCGCCGGCUCUGACACCCCCAAAACGCCAUCGCUUGAAAGGGCGGUUCCAGUUAAACACUCUGCCGGCGAGGUUUCGUCGGCGGAAGGUUGAUGUGUUCAGCCGCUCGCCAUCGUUAUCGGACGAGGACAAGGAGAACUUCCUGGACCAGUCCGCGCCUGUCCGGCCGGGUUAUGCGGUGAAUACGGGUAGUUGGAGCUCGUUCCGAUUUGGGGUGCAUAAGGCUGUCCGAGACUUGUCACACUCCCGUCCAUCACCGAGGCCUGCUCUACGGACUCUGUGGACUAUCAUGUCCGCCGAUUCUUCCGAGUGA